CGGGGUGCCCUCGGUUUUCUGCUCCGUUGGCCAACGCGGGUGGGCAGCCGGGUCCGGAACGGCUAGGGUUGCGGAGGGAAUCCAGACCAGCAAGAAGUAAACAGAGACAUGUGAAGUACAUUUGGGUUAUUCUGUUUGCCACCUCUCUGAGGAAGCUUGAGCAGGUAGGAAGGAAGGAUGGUGAAAAUGGAGACCUCCAGUACAUCCAGAGAUUUUCAGGAGCUGCAGAAGAAGCUAGCUUCCCUGAUCGAUUCCAUCCAGAGCAACUCCAAGGUGAUUGCUUUUAUGAACUCUGCCAUUGGUCAGUACCUAGAUAAACAUCCUUUUGUUGCCUUGACCUUGCUGAUGUUCCUCAUGAUAUCUGCCAUCCCUAUUGGAUUCUUCCUGCUGCUUGUGGUCCUGAUGUCUCUGGCUGCCUGUGUUGGAGUUAUAUUAGUGGAAGGAGUUGUGAUUUCUAUAGGCGGCCUCACUCUGCUGUGUGUGCUGUGUGGCUUGGGUUUCGUAUCGCUGGCCAUGUCCGGGACACUUAGCGUGUGUUAUGUGGUUCUCUCCAGCCUCACCAACUAUUGGUUCUCUUUCAGCUCGCCGAAGCAUCAGCAAAUCCUUGGAAACAAGUGCCCAAUGACUGUCCAGUAUCCUGAUUCUACCAGACACGACUGAGUGAAACCAGUGCUUUGUCUUAAAGGCUUUGGGAAACAUGCUGUGUAUACAACAUUAGAUUAUGGAUUUUUUUCAGGGUGCAAGACUAAUAGGAUAGGUAGGUGAACACCACUAUAGAAAUAUUCUUUAGUAUUUUCAGGGUUGAUUGUUGCAGGAUCCCUGGGAGAACAGGAUCCUGGAGGAUUCACAGGGUCCUUGGGCUAUUGAUGUCAUGUAGGCUCUGUUAUGGGGCUAUACUCACAGGAGCAGUACUGCCAACUCUGGGAAAUGACACAACUCCCUCCCUUUCCCCAGCUCUCUUCCAGAGUAAAAGACUAAAAAAACCCUUCCUGGACAAGGAGGCUGCUAGUAGUCUAUAAAAGCCCAAACAUAUGUCUUGGGUCUCAACAUCUAAGAGCCCAACUUGUAUAGAUAUGGGUGUUUAUUCAAAGCACAUUGGCAGAUUGUCCUCUUUCAUUUGGAGUCGGGGAAUGGGGAGAAAAAGAAACCCUUAAGCCUUAAUUGCUUUUAUCAGAAUAAUAACAUUUGGGUAUAUCAGGAACCACUUAUUCAAGACUGAAAUUCUGCUAGUGGAUUUUAGCAUUAAAGGUAUUUGGACUAAAAGAAAUACUCUCCAGAUUUCAUGUACUGUUAAUUUUUUUAACGGUUUAUUAAAAAAACAAAACAAAAAAAA
This is a messenger RNA of Gracilinanus agilis (Agile Gracile Mouse Opossum), 1333 nucleotides long. It is a transcript of the gene LDAF1, whose product is annotated as lipid droplet assembly factor 1. The transcript has 5 exons. Lineage: Eukaryota; Metazoa; Chordata; Mammalia; Didelphimorphia; Didelphidae. The record is from RefSeq and is a predicted model, not a curated record. Bases 178 to 660 code for a protein of 160 amino acids.